Ipomoea nil (Japanese morning glory) is the source of this 996-nucleotide messenger RNA. RefSeq lists its product as uncharacterized. Bases 1 to 996 code for a protein of 331 amino acids. NCBI's taxonomy places the organism in Eukaryota, Viridiplantae, Streptophyta, Magnoliopsida, Solanales, Convolvulaceae. The record is from RefSeq and is a predicted model, not a curated record. The transcript is spliced from 6 exons.
AUGGAGUUGAUUAUGCUAUGUGUGACCACUGUUACUUACUCAGUCACUAUAAAUGGUGCAAGUGGUGGUCAGAAUGCCCAGGAUCGUGGAGCUAUCCAGGGUUGUAGGGUGGCCAGGGGUGCUCUGCCUAUUUCUCAUUUAUUUUUUGUGAUCAGGCAAUGUUUGAAUGUUUAUGAGACUUUAUCAGGAACACUUCGGAGGCGUGUAGGGCGGAAGUUGCUACUCUUGGGCGUGGUUCAGGCACCUAAUUUUGGUAAAUACUUGGGCCUCCCAUCUUUUGUGGGAAGAAAUAAAAGGGAUGUCUUUGCAUAUGUGGAGGAUAAGAUUAGACAGAGAAUCGGUUCCUGGAAUAAGAAAUUGCUCUCGCAUGCGGAUUUUGGUGGGGGUACUGGCAAUGAUAAGGGAAUCCAUUGGAAAGCCUGGGAUCGGUUAUGUGUGCCUAAGAAAUAUGGAGGGUUCGGUUUUAAGGAUCUCCGAGCUUUUAAUCUGGCUAUGCUAGGGAAACAAGCUUGGCGGUUUCUGACAGCCCCAGAAUCAUUGGCUGCUAGAGUCUACAAGGCUCGCUAUUUCCCUAAAUCCACUUUUUACGAGGCAUCUCUGGGCAACUGCCCUAGUUACUGUUGGCGCAGUAUAAUGGCAACACAUGGUCUAAUUUGUGGUGGAGUAAGGAGGAGAAUAGGUAAUGGUUUGAUUAACCCGGAUACUGGUUCUUGGGACCCCCAUAUUUUAUCUGAUCUGUUUGAUUCUCAGGAGGCGGUUCGGAUCUCCAGAAUUCCUGUCAGCCCGGACUAUGAUGACUCAUGGUUUUGGCCCAACGAUCCUAGGGGUUGUUAUACAGUGAAAGGGGGCUAUAGGUACAUUAUUGCCUUAUACUACAUAUGGUGGGCGAGAAAUCAGGCCGUUUGGGAGCUGAAUAUGCCGCUGCCUAGUGUAGUUUGGAGGAGAGCUGUGUCGGCUUUGGCCAGCUGGAAGCUCGUGAGGCAGAAGGAUCAUUAG